GAUUUGGUUCCUUAGAGAUUGUUUUUUUUCGACAGCAAAUGUCAAACAAAUGCUAGAAAGAUCGUCUCUAUUUACGGUGGAUACUUGCUGAGCGAAGCCAGAUUUAUUCAUCACACGAUGAAAACAGAUAAAACGACCGCGACCCAAACCAGCGCCCCCCGCACCGAACCAGACAUGUCGCCCCCUUCCUGUCAACCCAAACGGCCCUCAAUGCUAGAGCGACUUCAAGGCAAGCUCUACACAUGGCUGGAGAUCCCAGAACUAACACCUGUGAGGGUCGUGUUCUUUUGGGCCAUUUUACAAGCGUUUGCACGGUGGCAGUUCUUUGUGACCCUUCACUACUUAGAAAUAUUUGAGAUUGAAAAUGCGCGCCUCUACUUGUUUGAGCUCUUCCGUGGAAAGGAAAUAUCGCUGCGCCAAUUAAUUUGGAAGUUCUUUCUGGCAGCUGUAAUGUUGGAGGCUCAUAGUUACGUGGUGAAUAAGGUUAUUGAGCAAUGGAAAAGAAACUACCACAAAGGUUGGACAAAGGAAGAAGAGCGAGCAUGUAGAGAGGAAGGUUCCCGUGCUCGGGACAUGAGGCAAAAAAGAGCGAAGAAUUUAAAGGAUAAUCCGGUGUUAACCUUUCAACUCGAUGAAGUCGUUCGGCGUUACGCUUGGCAGAUGAUGUUGAAGGACUGUGAUGAAGACGAGAGAUUCAAAUUGGAGGAAAAAGAGGUCAACUUUACCUGUGAGCCGGACUGGGCGGUGCUGGACAUCGAGCACAAGGUCACCAAGUUCUCUCCCAAGGUGAAGGACGGAUCGGUGAUGGAACCCCACAGGGGUGACGUACAAAAAGACAAACUGGGGAACAGUGAAUCAACUUUAAACAUUUUAAAACAAUACCUUGUCGUCGUAUCCCCCAUGUAUGCGUGA
Physella acuta is the source of this 912-nucleotide messenger RNA. RefSeq lists its product as uncharacterized. NCBI's taxonomy places the organism in Eukaryota, Metazoa, Mollusca, Gastropoda, Physidae. The record is from RefSeq and is a predicted model, not a curated record.